CUAGAAUACAAGAAACUUUCUUUACCGAAUGGCUGUUUGAGAAGGUGAAGAAGUAUCCGAUACAGUCGAAGAAAAUCUGUUUGAAUCGAGGUGAAUAAGAAUAAGAAAUCGUUUAAAACAUGACGGAGGGACUUUACUUAAAAGGAACUUUACGAGGACACAAUGGAUGGGUUACUCAAAUUGCAACUAAUCCAAAAUAUCCGGAAAUGAUACUGUCAUCGUCCAGGGACAAAACCCUUAUUAUGUGGAAACUGACUCGGGAUGAUACAAACUAUGGUAUUCCACAGAAAAGACUCAAAGGCCAUGGCCAUUUUGUUACUGAUGUGGUCAUGUCUUCAGAUGGGCAGUAUGCACUGUCUUGUUCAUGGGACACAACCCUACGUCUGUGGGACUUAUCUGUGGGGAAUACCACCCGCCGAUUUGAAGAUCAUACUAAAGAUGUUCUGAGUGUGGCUUUUUCUUCUGAUAACCGUCAGAUAGUGUCUGGUUCUCGUGACAAGACCAUCAAAUUGUGGAAUACUUUGGCUCAAUGCAAGUAUACUAUUCAGGAGGAUGGCCAUAGUGACUGGGUGUCUUGUGUGAGAUUUUCUCCAAACAACAGCAAUCCAAUAAUUGUAUCCUGUGGCUGGGAUAAGUAUGUGAAGGUGUGGAACCUGACUAACUGCCGACUGAAGACCAAUCACAUUGGUCACACUGGCUACCUGAAUACUGUGACAGUUUCUCCUGAUGGUUCACUGUGUGCCUCAGGUGGUAAGGACUGUAAAGCUAUGUUGUGGGACCUAAAUGAAGGAAAACAUCUCUACACCCUAGACCAUACUGACAUCAUCAACAGCUUAUGUUUCAGUCCAAACAGAUACUGGUUGUGUGUGGCAACUGGCCCCAGCACCAAAAUCUGGGAUCUGGAAGGUAAGAACAUGGUAGAUGAACUGCGACCUGAAGUGAUCACAACAAGCUCCAAAGCAGAGCCUCCUCAGUGUAUUUCUAUGGCAUGGUCUGCUGAUGGUCAAACACUCUUUGCUGGUUAUACAGAUAACUUGAUUCGCGUUUGGCAAGUGUCAAUUGCUUCACGUUAAGAAAAACCUUUGGUUAAAAUUGAGAGUGUAAUUCCAAGAUGUUUUGAAAGUUAAAUAAAUAAAACAUGAAGAGCUGAA
Molecule: messenger RNA, 1151 nt
Organism: Limulus polyphemus (Atlantic horseshoe crab)
Lineage: Eukaryota; Metazoa; Arthropoda; Merostomata; Xiphosura; Limulidae
Product: receptor of activated protein C kinase 1
Exons: 7
Coding region: 120-1073 (317 amino acids)
Biological process (GO): positive regulation of protein phosphorylation; rescue of stalled cytosolic ribosome
Cellular component (GO): nucleus; cytosol
Molecular function (GO): translation regulator activity; protein kinase C binding; ribosome binding
Source: RefSeq, a predicted model, not a curated record